Bacillus rossius redtenbacheri is the source of this 868-nucleotide messenger RNA. It is a transcript of the gene Fdx2, whose product is annotated as adrenodoxin-like protein 2, mitochondrial. The record is from RefSeq and is a predicted model, not a curated record. Lineage: Eukaryota; Metazoa; Arthropoda; Insecta; Phasmatodea; Bacillidae. The transcript is spliced from 4 exons. The coding region runs from base 374 to 706 and encodes 110 amino acids. Gene Ontology annotation, molecular function: 2 iron, 2 sulfur cluster binding. Gene Ontology annotation, biological process: P450-containing electron transport chain.
ACAUGAAUUGAUUAAAGGGUCGUACCGGUUUUGAUAAACUUUUGAGUUUGUAUUUUUAAUUGCCCACGUUGUGAUAACGUUAUAUUAUUUGAGGAUGAUUUGAGGGUACUCGUGUGUCUGUCGAUUGGAUAGUGAACUGGUUUUGUUAAGUAGUGAUUGGUUGAAUAUAUUGUUUUUGCAAAGCUAGUUUGAAAAUGUCAAUAUCAUGGAAUGUGUUUAGAUCUGUGAACUACAUCACAAUGUGUCUUGUGCGUACUUCAAAUAGAAAUAUACUAAAUGUACGUUUUUGUCCAAUAUUAAGAUUGAUUUCAUAUUCUCAGCCACAUUUUAAAGAACAGUAAGUGUGCAGUUCUUAACAUUUAAGAGGUAUGAGAUGACUUUCCUUAGAACUCAUGGAGAACCAAUUAAAGCAAAAUUUAAAGAAGGCGAUACUAUUUUAGAUGUUGUCGUUAAUAACAGUGUCGACUUGGAUGGUUAUGGAGCGUGUGAAGGUACACUAACAUGUUCCACAUGCCAUGUGAUAUUCAAGAAAGAGGACUAUGAUCGCCUGCCAGAAAAACCUUCAGAUGAAGAAUUAGACAUGUUGGAUUUGGCGUAUGAGCUCUCAGAUACGUCACGUCUUGGAUGUCAAAUAACUCUGUCCAAGGAUCAUGAUGGCUUAGAAGUGCGAGUACCAUCCACAAUCAACGAUGCUAGAGAAAGCUAGUAUAGGGAGAAUAUAAUUUUUUUUAAUGGUGCUCAAUUUCUGUACAUAUUAAGAGGCUGCAUGAUAAAAAAUGUUUGGGCUUUUUUUUUGGGGAGAUUUAAUGAUGUAAGAAAAAACUGUUGUUUUGCUUAAAAUUUAUGUUAUUAAAAUGUUAUUCUUAUA